Molecule: messenger RNA, 392 nt
Organism: Staurois parvus
Lineage: Eukaryota; Metazoa; Chordata; Amphibia; Anura; Ranidae
Source: the annotation of a GenBank genome assembly
GUGCACUGUGUCCCUCGGACACAGCGGAUCACCGAUCACGGAAAGAGCCGAAGAUGUCGGCUCGGUCAUGUGAUCAGCUGUGUCCAAUCACAGCUGAUCACAUGGGACAUGUACACUGAUCAUCAGGGCACUGAUGAUCAGUGUGCCCUGUUGAUCAGUGUAGCCCCAGCAGUGCCACCUGUCAGUGUCCAUCAGUGCCUUGUGUCAGUGCUCAUCAGUGCCUUGUGUCAGUGCCCAUCAGUGCCACAUUAAUGCCACAUAUCAGUGCCUACCAGUGCACAUCAAUGCCACAUAUCAGUGCCUACCAGUGUACAUCAAUGCCACAUAUCAGUGCCCAUCUGAGCUAACUGUCAGUGUCACCCAUCAGUGCCAGUCAGUGCCACCUAUCAAUG